GGCGGACCAUGGGACCUGGCAUCCUGAUUCUUACUUUUUGGAUUCUAUACAUAUCACUGGGUGAAUGCUGUACCGGUAAUAUUCGUCCUUAUGUGGACAUUAGAUGUUAUGUAUAUGUACGGGGGAACCAGAAUUUUCUCAGGCCAUGUCCUCCUGUGACAUAUCUGAAUCCUAAUACAUGUGUUUUAGAAAACAUACCAACCCAUACUUUCAUAGAUCGGAGGCCGGAAUGUAAUCGAGCGCUGUUUGGUGAAACUAUCCAAGUUUCCAGCGGACACACUCCCCACAGUUCUGGUGGAUCAGGGGUUAACCCUUCUGUCCAUAUGUCUGCAACACAUGUAGAUCAACAUAAUUUAUGCCUCCAUAAUCACUCAUAUUACCGAGAUGUUUUUAACAAUGCAGAAAGGGAGAACUGUCUUUCACCUUAUUCGGUGUUUAAACAAUUGGAUUACCUGCGAAAAACCGAUCAUAUUUGUGCGACAACAUUAGUGAAGAAAAUGGCAGGUCUUAAUCUACCAAGCUGUACAUGUUUAAAUAGACAUAUAUUUUAUCCAUACCAAAAAACAAAUAUCUAUGACGCAAGUUGUAGACAAGACCAUCACUUCCAAGUGAUAAUGAACACGUACCUCACUAAUCUACCUUUCCAUCACACUGGUGCAACCAUAAAAUGCCAGACUCGUAAUAAAGUCUGGGAAGAUCUUCUCCGCAUAAGCAAUAUGAACACCCGAUGCUUAGAUGAUUUUAUCUCUCAUAUGCACGCUGCUUAUGAGCAUAAUCAUGAUCCAAAUUGCUAUCAGGCCUGCCAAGGUUCUCCCCAUGUUUCUACGACUACAAAGACAACAAAGGGUGCAACACAACCUUCCACAGCAACUAUUACGACGACAACAUCCACAACAACAGCACCAUCACCUUCAACAACAACCACCACCACUCAACCUACGACAACAAAUUCACCAUCGACAACAACAACAACAACAACAACACCGUCCGUAACUUCAACCACAAGUAAGCCUUGUCCCUCUUGCGAUGAAAACUUAAACUGUGUUUGGAACCAGACCUGCUCAGCAUCAGAAUCCUGCAUGGUGAGGGCUGCAACAGGCCACGGAUUUCAAUUCACUGUACAUUGUAUUCCAAGUCAAGACUGUCACUUCAUGACCACAUUUUUACACAACUCAGAAAUCUACUGCUGUGAUGAUAGAGAGUGUCUUAGAAAAUAUCUUGGGAUGUAGACUUUAUUUAUGUUGUUUCUGCUGUAAAUAAAAUAUGCAGG
This is a messenger RNA of Saccostrea cuccullata (small rock oyster), 1270 nucleotides long. RefSeq lists its product as uncharacterized. Lineage: Eukaryota; Metazoa; Mollusca; Bivalvia; Ostreida; Ostreidae. The record is from RefSeq and is a predicted model, not a curated record. The coding region runs from base 9 to 1229 and encodes 406 amino acids. The transcript has 13 exons.